This is a messenger RNA of Camellia sinensis, 2265 nucleotides long. Lineage: Eukaryota; Viridiplantae; Streptophyta; Magnoliopsida; Ericales; Theaceae. The record is from RefSeq and is a predicted model, not a curated record.
UGAAACAAAAAGGCAGAACCCUUGGAGAUACCCUUAUACCCAAAAGGUUUCCUCAAGUGCCCUCAAAACUGAUUUCUUGAUGCAAAGCAAGUCCGCUAAUUUGCUAUGGAUUCGACGAGUCUCCGCCAAGUCACUUAUUCCUCCCUGUACCACCCUUUCUCUUCAAAAUGGUUCUUCUUCAACAGUCACUCAGUUCAUCAUCGCAUAAACUUGCUAAAAAAAGCAAGAUUGAAUUCCAAUUUGAAGCCUCUCCUCCUCCGAGUGUCACUGAGUUGGGACAAAGUUUCUUCGAUGAAUGGGAAUCCAAUUCCUCAGAAUUCCUUCCAAGAUUCCCCCCAGUUUGUGGAAGUCAUUGGAAUUGGCAGUAGAAAAGACGCUGUUCUCGACUUCUGUUUGGAUUCUCCUUUCCUUUCUUCUUCUUCUUCCAGAUUUUGGAAUAUUCUAAUUAAAGAUUCAAUGAAGGUCCAGUUACAACAAAGGUUCUCUGGAAAAGAUAUCGCGCCAAUGGCUGUGGAAGCUCCAUUAGCCUUUCAGUCACGUUCCAAAGCAGUUAUACUUGUGGCUAGUGCAGCUUAUGGCUCGGAUCACAUGAGAGUGGCUGAUAUUCUUAAGAGAGUAAAAUCUGCAAAUGGAUUGGCUGUUGGCAUCAUUCUCAAACCCUUCAGCUUUGAAGGAAGAAGGCGCAAAGAUGAGUCACAUCAGAUAUCAGGCUUCUCAAGAAAGUAGCAUAUUCACAAGACUGGCCCAGCAUUUUCCUUUCAUUUUCAAUCUUUUAAGGAGGCAACCUUCACAAUAUGAUGACACUCAAGAAAGCUAUUUACCUGAAAAUCUAUCUGUUUCUGAGGUGACAAAUUCACAAGACUGGUGUGAAGUGCCAAAUGUCAUUCCUGCAGAUGGAAUGGCUGAAGGUUUUGGCUUUUAUUCUGCUGAACUCCAGACACUAUUCAGCAACAAUAGCGACGAAAUAGAUUAUUUGAGUUGUAGUUCUGAGCAAGACGAGGUUGAAGUUUCAGAGACUGUUAUUGAUUCAUCAAAUUUCUAUGACCCAAAUACUGAAGGAGCACCUGCUUUUCAAAGGGAGCCGCUCAUUCGACAGAAUUUGGGGCCAGCCAAUGAUUCUGGAGCCACUCCAACGCUUGACAAUCUAAGCAUCUACAGACUUCCAGUUGGUGUAAAGCCAUCAGAAGAGUUGGAAAACAUUCUCAGUAUCUCAAAUACUGUUCAUUUGGAGAAAGUUACUGGGGAUGAUAUGAAGGCCCUAACUCAGAUUACUCCAAGGAUGUCAUGGGAUGCAUUAACUGAUGCAGGUUUUGAAGUAGUUUCAGAAUUUUAUGAUAAUGCUUCUGCCUUGUUAAAGGGUAAUGACACUGAUGUUUCUAAGAAGCAAGGAGUUCUUUCUGUUCGUGCAGCAUCUAUGUUGGAAGCUGAACGAGAUACACAAAAGAAAUGGAACCCUAUAGUGGAGAUGAAAUACAGAGGAGGAACAUAUAAAGGGCGGUGCCAGGGUGGUCUGCCUGAAGGGAAGGGCCGGCUGUCUCUUGGGGAUGGGAGCAUUUAUGAUGGCAUGUGGCGCUAUGGUAAGAGAUCAGGUCUAGGUACAUUAUACUUCAGAAAUGGGGAUGUGUUCCAGGGAUCAUGGAGGGAUGACGUCAUGCAUGGAAAGGGUUGGUUGUACUUCCACACUGGGGAUAGAUGGUUUGUAAAUUUUUGGAAGGGAAAGGCCAAUGGUGAAGGGCGUUUCUACUCAAAGCGGGGUGAAAUCUUUUUCGGUCAUUUUAAAGAUGGAUGGCGACAUGGCCAUUUUCUCUGUAUCAAUGUUGACGGAGCAAGGUGUCUUGAGAUUUGGGAUGAAGGUGUUCUUGUAAGCCGUAAGCAGCUAGACUCAGAUGAUGGUGGAGCUGAAUAAACCGUUUGUAGCUUGUAAUGUUGUGCAAGUUCGUACAUCUUAUGCCUGAAAAUUUCUUUGAAAAGUAUCGGACAAAUGGGAAAUGUGAAAAGUAAUUACAAGUGAGAAGUACCCCCAUUUUGUACAGUUUUCACUUGCACCGGGGCACAUGUCUCACUUGCACUCUUCCCAUUUAUCUAAUAUUGCUCCAAAUUCCUAGGUAAGUGAAGUUAUUAACAAUAUUCCCAGUUCAGUGAAAAGAAAUUGUAUGUCAACACUUGAUUUUAUACAGAGUGGAGCAGCUUCUUAUUUAUGUAAGUCUCCUCAAACAUGUAUGUAUAUAUAUAUAUAUAUAUUUGGAACCCACCUACAUUGGAAAA